Molecule: messenger RNA, 861 nt
Organism: Caenorhabditis remanei
Lineage: Eukaryota; Metazoa; Nematoda; Chromadorea; Rhabditida; Rhabditidae
Exons: 2
Coding region: 1-861 (286 amino acids)
Molecular function (GO): structural constituent of cuticle
Source: RefSeq, a predicted model, not a curated record
AUGUCGUACGCGGUUGCAGUCACUAGUGCUGCAUCAAUCCUUGCUACUGGCAUGUUGCUCAUUUCUGUUGGAAACAUCAUCUCCGACUUGAACAACUUGCAAUUGGAGAUUACAGAUGGCAUGAAUGAUUUUAAGAUGAAGUCCGAUGAGACAUGGUCCCGUAUCUUGUCCCUUCACGUCAACCCAACUGGUGAAACUGCUGCUCCACCAAACUUCAAGACACUCUUCGGACGUCACAAGCGUAGCAACAGCCAAUGUCACUGUGGACUCCAAUCUCAAGGAUGUCCAGACGGACCACCAGGAGCACGUGGACCACCAGGAGCUCCAGGACUCAACGGAAAUCCAGGAGUCGAUGGCAAGCCAGGAGUCAACGGAAAGGCUCUCACCUACGUUCAUGCCGCCGAGGCUGAUUGCAUUCCAUGCCCAGGAGGGCCAGCCGGACCACCAGGACCAGAUGGAGAGCCAGGAGUCAAGGGACCAAACGGAGCGCCAGGACCAAACGGACAUCCAGGACAACCAGGAACUCCAGGACCAGCUGGACCAGCCGGACCAGCCGGAAAGGCCGGACCAACAGGACCAACUGGACCACGCGGACCAGCAGGACCACGCGGAACUCGCCACGCUAAGGGAGUCGAUGGAAAGCCAGGAGAUGUUGGACCAUGCGGACCAGAAGGACCAAAGGGAGCACCUGGAACUCCAGGAAACGACGGAACUCCAGGACCACGUGGAUACGCUGGACAACCAGGAGUACCAGGAGAGCCAGGAGAGGACGGUUCUGCCGGACAACCAGGAGCCGAUGGCGCGCCAGGAGACGACGCCGGAUACUGUGCCUGCCCAGGAAGAACUAUGUUCGAGGCUUGA